Candidula unifasciata is the source of this 700-nucleotide messenger RNA. The record is from the annotation of a GenBank genome assembly. NCBI's taxonomy places the organism in Eukaryota, Metazoa, Mollusca, Gastropoda, Stylommatophora, Geomitridae.
GGCUCUGUCCUUCUAUAAAGGAAUCCUCCCACCAGUUCUGGCAGAGACACCCAAGCGAGCAGUCAAGUUUUUCACAUUUGAGAGAUACAAAAACCUGUUUGCCUAUGGGGACUACCUUUCACAACCUGUACUGUUGAUCCUUGCAGGGCUGUUUGCUGGCUUUACAGAAGCUGUUGUUGUUAACCCAUUUGAGGUGGUCAAGGUGAAACUGCAGGCAGAAAGGAACAAGUUCAGUGAGCAAUCAAGUACAAUAAAGACAGCCAAGGAGAUUGUGGCCAAAGAUGGGUUUGGUCUCAAGGGUCUCAAUAAAGGGCUCACCGCAACACUGGGUCGACAUGGUGUCUUUAACAUGGUCUACUUUGGCUUCUAUCACAACGUCAAGGGGCUAGUGCCUGAGCAAAAGGAUCCUUUAAAAGAUUUCUUCCGUCGGUUUGUGAUUGGGCUCAUGGCCGGCACAUUCUCCUCCAUUACGAACAUUCCAUUUGACGUGGCCAAGAGCAGAAUUCAAGGCCCACAACCUGUACCAGGGCAGAUCAAAUACAAAAGUUGUUUCCAGACUUUGGCGCUUGUAUAUAAGGAGGAGGGCUACUUUGCCUUGUAUAAAGGACUGGUCCCCAAAGUGAUGCGUCUAGGACCUGGUGGGGCAAUUAUGCUUCUUGUCUACGAGAAUGUGUUUGAGUACUUGCAGAAGAAGUUCUAA